Lottia gigantea (owl limpet) is the source of this 750-nucleotide messenger RNA. RefSeq lists its product as hypothetical. Bases 1 to 750 code for a protein of 249 amino acids. The transcript is spliced from 8 exons. Lineage: Eukaryota; Metazoa; Mollusca; Gastropoda; Lottiidae. The record is from RefSeq and is a predicted model, not a curated record.
AUGUUGUCACUUACUGUAGAUCAUAGUCCGAUAGUCGACUUUUACCCUCAAAUAACACUUCGUUAUAGCGACUUACCAUCAUCUACUGUAGAUAUAGACCACACUAUUGUAUCUAUAGUUACUUACCACCAUCUACUACCACUCUAUUAUAUCUAUAGAUACUUGCCAUCACCUACUGUAGAUAUAGACCACUCUAUUAUAUCUAUAGUUACUUACCAUCAUCUACUACCACUCUAUUAUAUUUAUAAUUACUUACCAUCACCUACUGUAGAGAUAGACCACUCUAUUAUAUCUAUAGUUACUUACCAUUACCUACUACCACUCUAUUAUAUUUAUAAUUACUUACCAUCAUCUACUGUAGAUAUAGACCACUCUAUUAUAUCUAUAGUUACUUACCAUCACCUACUAUCACUCUAUUAUAUUUAUAGCUACUUGCCACCACCUAAUGUAGAUAUAGACCACUCUAUUAUAUUCACAAUUACUUACCAUCAUCUACUCCAACUCUAUUUUAUUUAUAGUUACUUGCCACCAUCUACUGUAGAUAUAGACCACUCUAUUGUAUCUAUAGUUACUUACCACUAUCUACUACCACUCUACUGUAUCUAUAGUUACUUACCAUCACCUACUGUAGAUAUAGACCACUCUACUACAUCGAUAGUUACUUAUCAUCACCUACUUUACUUACCAUCACCUACUGUAGAUAUAGACCACUCUACUACAUCGAUAGUUACUUAUCAUCACCUACUGUAG